Messenger RNA from Lolium perenne, 1041 nucleotides. RefSeq names its product protein FAR1-RELATED SEQUENCE 5-like. Lineage: Eukaryota; Viridiplantae; Streptophyta; Magnoliopsida; Poales; Poaceae. The record is from RefSeq and is a predicted model, not a curated record.
AUGACAAAUGAAGAGAAGCUUUUCAUAAGGACAUUUAAUUCAGUGAAGCUUCCACCUAGAAAGAUCAUGGCAAUACUAACUUACUUGAGAGGUGGUUGUUCCAGAGCUGUUCCAUACACCAAAAAAUUUGUGAGCAACUUAAGAACUGCAAUGAGGAAAGAAAGCAUGCUCAAUGACAUGAUGCAAUCUCUUGAAUAUUUUAAGAAGAAGCAAGCUGAUGAUCCAAGGUUCUACUAUGAUUUUAAAGUGGACAAGAAAACAAAUACAGUGAAGAACAUUUUCUGGUGUGAUGCUACAUCUAGAAGAAUGUAUGAGCUAUAUGGUGACUGUAUCAGUUUUGACACCACAUUCAAGACCAAUAGAUACAACAUGCCGUUUGCCCCUUUUGUUGGAGUAACGGGACAUGGCGACAACUGCCUUUUCGGUUGUGCCAUCCUUCAGAAUGAAAGUGCAGAGACAUUUGAGUGGUUAUUCAUAACUUUCUUGAAAUGCAUGGGAGGAAAGUCUCCAAAGACAAUUAUAACAGAUCAAGAUGCAGCUAUGGCAAAAGCAAUUCCUGCGGUUUUCAUACACACUGUACACAGAAAUUGCCUUUUCCAUGUCGUAAAGAAAGCUGAAGAGAAGCAUCCAAGAAGUUUUGGAAAAAUACCUAAUCUACACAAUGAAUUCAAAGACACUAUUCAUUUCUCAUUGACAGUGGCAGAGUUUGAAGCAUCAUGGCAAGAAAUGAUACAGAAAUAUGAAGUCGGCAACCUUAAGUACUUGAAAACAAUGUGGGAGAAUAGGAAGAAGUUUGUACCUGUAUUCUUCAAGAAUGACUUCUUCCCGUUCAUUCACAGUACAGCAAGGAGCGAAGGCACCAAUGCUAUUUUCAAAGAUAAUGUUGGAUCAACAUACGAGUGUCGCGACUUUACGAUCGAGUAUGAUAAGAUAGCAGAAAAUAUUGAACAAAAUGAGAUACAUGAAGAUUCCAUCACGAGGACAACAACACCUACAUAUUGGUGUGGAAAUGAUAUGGAAGUUGAUGACCCACAAGUAUAG